Messenger RNA from Adineta steineri, 570 nucleotides. The record is from the annotation of a GenBank genome assembly. NCBI's taxonomy places the organism in Eukaryota, Metazoa, Rotifera, Eurotatoria, Adinetida, Adinetidae.
AUGUCUAAUUUUUGUCGUCUUAUGUCACGUACUACAUCGAAUGUAUUUUAUGUUUCUCGUAUGAAUGCACAUAAUUUACCGCCUGGUUCAUCUGUUAAAGCACCUGAAGCUAAAAGUGGACAACAUGUUGUAUCUGGCUCUGGUCAAUUUAUUGCUACAGAUGGUUCAUCUGCAUCAACAAAAACAGGUAUUGGAGGUGGUAGUAGUGCUAGUAUGUUGCCAGGUGCUCAAAAAGCACACGAUAAAACAAAUCCUACAAAAACAACAGGAGAUGCGAAACAAUCACAUGGAUCAACUGGUGGAUCAGAUAAAGCACAUCAAUCCAUUUUGAAAAGUCCCGUUGGUCAAUUUGGUAUUGCAGCAGUUGCGCUCGUGUCACUUUAUGGAGCUUAUAAAAUGUUACUUGGCAAUUCACCUGAUCAAAAAGCAAACUUUCGAGAUAAACAAGCACGUAUAACAAGACCAGAUCUUCAAUCUGAAUCUGAUGUUCAUGCUAAAUUAGCUGUAGACAAUAAUCCAAAAAAGCCUCAUGAAACACUUAAUCCAUCAACAAAUACGAAAGCACAUUGA